Harpia harpyja (harpy eagle) is the source of this 5284-nucleotide messenger RNA. It is a transcript of the gene VPS35L, whose product is annotated as VPS35 endosomal protein sorting factor like. Gene Ontology annotation, biological process: endocytic recycling. Lineage: Eukaryota; Metazoa; Chordata; Aves; Accipitriformes; Accipitridae. Bases 1863 to 4613 code for a protein of 916 amino acids. The record is from RefSeq and is a predicted model, not a curated record. Gene Ontology annotation, cellular component: endosome. The transcript has 31 exons.
AAUAUUUUAGAACUUGAAUUUAUGUAGCUAAGAAAAUUUGAGGGUAUAAGACAGCUCUGACACAUUAGUUGGCUGUUGGAACUGUUGGUACUUACUUUGAGUGCAGUAAGUUUAGUGGAAUACCUGUGUGUGGUCAGUGACCUUGCAGAAACAGGAAUACAUAUGGCUGCGACUUGAAUUUCUAGCAGUACCAAAACAUAAUGAAAAACUAAGGACUGCAGCCACAAAGCAGAGCAGUAGAGAUACUGAUAAAUUGAUUUUUACAUAAUACAGCAAUGAGGUAGUAGGCCGGUAAGUAGGUCUGGUACUAUGGAUGGAGAAGUGCCCAUGGAGAAAUAAUGAACAAGAGGAAAAUGUUUUAAUGCAUGUUUUUCUGUAAUAUGGAAGAUGUUGUCAUGCUAUAGGGUUCAGUAGAAUGCUAGCUAUUUUUAAGCAUUGUUGGAUGCUAAUUUUAAAAAGAUGUUUUGCAGAUUAAUUGUCUGCAUACUGAUUAGUCUUCAUAUGAGGAAAAAAGUAGCACCUGUUGCCACUGAAUAAAAGGAUCUUGCAAUAACAUAGUGUUCAAAUUAAGAAAAUUACUACUUUAAAAAUCUGUUGGAGUAGCAAAAAGAAUUGGCAGAUCUAUAAAGUAAAAUAAAACUUAGGGCUAGAAUUCAUUUUUGUAAUAGCUAUGUGUAAAUGUCUAGAGAUAUUCAUAGAAUCAUUUAGGUUGGAAAAGACCUUUAAGAUCAUCGAGUCCAACUGUCAACACAACACCACCGUGCCCACUAAACCAUGUCCUGAAGUGCCACAUUUAUUUUGGGGGUUUUAUGUUCACUAUUCAAAUAAUGAUAGGUACAUUCACUUGUGGGAUGCACGUCAUUGUAUUAUCAAUACCAAUAUAUGUCUAGUGUUGUAAAGAAAUUAUUUUCCAUUUUACAUGCCUUGUUUGUGCUCCCUGUAAGCUUUUUGAAGCCUUUGCUUUAGGAGGAGCACUGGCUCUGGAUGGGUGCUGUGUGCCUGGAAGGUGUCAUGUCCCAAGAAGGGAACGUGUUGAGUCCAGGCUGGUUGUUCUGCUGUUUAGGGGCUGGCUGUGUGCUGAACCUGGAGUGCGAGGGAGGCACCUGGGUUCGUAGGGUGGGCUGGGUGCUGGAAGAGCUUCAGUAACUUAGGGGUAAGGAGGAAGUAUGGUGGUCCCAGGAAAAAAGGUUGUUUACCAGGAGGAGAGAAAAAGGUUGGCAGUUUGGCGAGUGUUGAAGGCACGAAGUGGUCGCAAUCGCAGUGAUGCUUGUGUGUGUAAAAAGGUUGAAACCUGCUGUUAAAACAGCACCUGCAAGCAGGGCUGUAUCUUGCAGUAAGCACUGGGGAUCAAACCCCGGCUUGGCCUGAGUCUUAUUUUUAUUUACUCUCAGAAGUUGGCUGCACUGCUGUGGCUGAGAAAGGAAUGCUUAAUCUCCUUUCCCUGGAGAGUAAAUGGAACAUAAUGUCAGAGCAAGCUUGAACUUGUCCCCUGUAUUAGUUGUGUUACAAGCUGUCUUAUCACUUGAAUAGCCACAUAGUAAAUGUACUUUUUAAAGACUUAUUUGCAGGGUGAAUAGCUCUUCUUCAUUCCCAUGUGUGUAUUAGACAUGUAUACUUGCCCAGUGAUGCCUUACAAUUAUAAUUAGAGUACGAUUGAUUUUGGCCUGGGAGUGGUAUGCCAAGUGUGAGCUAUCAGUGACGUCUUUACUGCUGUUUUGGAAAUACCUGUAAAGGAAAGGCAUGCGCGAUCAAGAAGCUAUGUUUCAGAAUCAGAAGUGUGCAAACUGGAAUCUGUACCCUUGGAUUUUGGCGACUAUCAUCCGCUAAAGCCCAUUACAGUUACUGAAUCCAAGACCAAGAAAAUGAACCGGAAAGGAAGUACUUCUUCUACCUCCUCCUCUUCUUCUAGUUCUGUGAUGGAUCCAUUGAGCAGUGUAUUGGAUGGUACCGAUCCACUGUCAUUAUUUGCAGCAGCUGCAGAUCCUGUGACGACUACUGCUACCAUGGAUAGUACACGAAAGAAACGAGAGAAAGAUGACAGCUCAGCAGUAGGAAGUGACUUUGAACCAUGGUCAAGCAAACGCAGUGAAAUCCUUUCUAGAUACACAACAACAGAGAAGCUCUCUAUUAAUCUGUACAUGGGAUCUGAAAAAGGAAAAGCUACAACUACUGGCUCAGCAGUUUCUGAAAAAGUGAGGACAAGGUUAGAAGAACUGGAUGAUCUGGAAGAGGGGUCACAAAAAGAGCUGUUGAAUUUGACUCAGCAGGAUUACAUGAACAGAAUUGAAGAACUAAACCAGUCUUUGAAGGAUGCUUGGUCGUCUGAUCAGAAAGUAAAAGCUUUGAAAAUAGUCAUCCAGUGUUCUAAGCUUCUUUCAGACACAACAGUAAUCCAGUUUUAUCCAAGUAAAUUUGUUUUAAUUACAGAUAUCCUUGAUACUUUUGGGAAGCUAGUGUAUGAAAGAAUUCUGUCAAUGUGUGUGGACAGUCGUGUCUCUUUGCCAGAUAACUUUUCUCCAGAGAGUGUUAAUGAUACGGCUAAAGAAACUUGCUUAAACUGGUUUUUCAAGAUUGCUUCAAUCAGAGAACUCGUUCCCAGAUUUUACGUGGAAGCAGCAAUACUGAAGUGCAAUAAGUUCCUAUCCAAAACGGGGAUUUCGGAAUGUCUCCCACGGUUGACGUCUAUGAUUAGAGGAAUUGGAGAUCCACUGGUUGCAGUCUAUGCAAGAGCAUACCUUUGCAGGGUUGGGAUGGAAGUGGCACCACAACUCAAAGAAAGCCUUAACAAAAAUUUCUUUGACUUUCUUCUAACAUUUAAACAAGUUCAUGGGGAUACAGUUCAGAAUCAGCUGGUAGUACAAUGUGUGGAAAUUCCUUUGUAUUUGACUCUAUAUUCUCCUGCUAUAGACUGGAUUUUACAGUGUAUUGCAUACCAUGCUCCUGAAGUUCUGCUUACUGAGAUGAUGGAGAGAUGCAGAAAAUUGGGGAACAAUGCUUUGCUGUUGAAUUCAGUAAUGUCAGCAUUCAGAGCAGAAUUUAUUGCUGCCAGAUCUAUGGACUUCAUUGGCAUGAUUAAAGAGUGUGAUGAAUCUGGAUUCCCUAAGCAUCUCCUCUUUCGCUCCUUGGGAUUAAACUUGGCAUUGGCUGAUCCUCCUGAAAAUGAUCGCCUUCAAAUAUUAAACGAAGCCUGGAAGGUUAUAACGAAGCUGAAGAACCCACAGGAUUAUAUCAACUGUGCUGAAGUGUGGGUGGAGUAUACAUGCAGACAUUUUACGAAUCGAGAGAUCAAUACGGUUUUGGCUGAUGUUAUCAAACACAUGACUCCUGAUAGAGCAUUUGAAGAUGCUUACCCACAGCUGCAGUCAAUUAUUCAAAAAGUUAUUACCUAUAUCUAUGACUUCUCUCUGCUUUUUUCAGUGGAGAAAUUCUUGCCAUUUCUGGAUAUGUUCCAGAAGGAAAGUGUGAGAGUGGAGGUUUGCAAGUGCAUUAUGGAAUCUUUUAUUAAGCAUCAGCAGGAAUCUACAAAAGAUCCUGUUAUACUUAAUGCUCUUCUGCAUAUCUGCAAGACAAUGCAUGAUUCUGUGAAUGCACUAACACUUGAGGAUGAGAAAAGAAUGUUAGCAGCUUUGAUAAAUGGAUUUAUAAAAAUGGUUUCAUUUGGCCGUGACUUUGAACAACAGCUGAGUUUCUAUGUUGAAGCCAGGUCAAUGUUUUGCAAUCUGGAGCCUGUUCUAGUCCAGUUGAUUCAUUCUGUGAACCAGCUAGCAAUGGAAACAAGAAAGGUGAUGAAAGGAAAUCACUCCAGAAAGACUGCUGCGUUUGUCAGGGCUUGUGUUGCCUUCUGCUUCAUUACAAUUCCAUCUCUGAGCAGUAUCUUCACACGUCUUAACCUGUAUCUACACUCCGGACAGGUUGCUCUGGCAAAUCAGUGUCUUUCACAAGCUGAUGCUUUUUUCAAAGCUGCAGUGAGCCUUGUUCCUGAAGUGCCAAAAGUGAUCAGUGUAGAUGGAAAGAUGCGACCUUCUGAUGCCUUCCUCCUGGAAUUCCUUUGUAAUUUUUUUUCCACAUUAUUAGUUGUUCCGGACCAUCCAGAGCAAGGAGUGUUGUUUCUUGUGCGAGGAUUACUAAACGUGAUCCAGGAUUAUACUUGGGAGGAUAACAGCGAUGACAAAGUCAGGAUUUAUACUAAUGUUUUGCAUCUGCUGUCUGCAAUGACUCAAGAAGCAUACAUCUACCAUGUAGAUAAAGUUGAUUCCAAUGAUACCCUGUAUGGUGGAGACUCCAAGUUCCUGACUGAAAUUAAUAAACUGUGUGAAACAGUGAUAGCACAGAUCCUGGAUCAUCUGAAAACCCUUGGAAAAGAAGAGACCCUAAAGCGACAAAGCCAGUUGGCACUCUAUUUCUUUAACACUAUUCUAGCUCAUGGGGAUCUACGAAACAACAAACUAAACCAGCUUUCAGUCAAUCUCUGGAAUCUUGCUCAGAAACAUGGCUUUGCUGACACCAAGACUAUGGUGAAAACGCUAGAAUACAUCAAGAGGCGAAGCAAACAACCUGAAAUGAGUCACUUCACAGACUUGGCCCUUCGGCUUCCUCUGCAGUCCAGGACCUGAUUAAUGCCUCAUUCCCAAGGAGUCAUCUGUACAAGAGAGCAUGUAGCCAAGGCCAAAAUCACUGAUCUAGAUUUUGACCGGAGGAGUUAAGCAUAUUUUUAUUUUACUUAGUGUGACAGAUUUACUUGGACACAGGUAAAGGUAAAACUGUUCUGAGUGCAAUAAUUUAACCUGAAUUUCUGCUUCCAGUUUUACCACUAUGCUCUGAUUUUAAAUGCUGAUUUAGAUUCAGUAAAUGGUAUUUUGAACCUUUAUGGUUGCAAAAGCCUUUUGAAAUCUAAUCUGUUGUCAUUUUAGCAACAAAGGAGGAAGAUAAUGUGCACGGAUCAAUUCACAGCCUCCAAACUUCAUCCCACUUGCAGAAUAGUCUUUCUCCUGUGUAGAAAUCAGCAUUUCAAUAUAAUAAUCCUGCUAAGUCGUCUUUCUGCUUUGGGGUGCUGCCAACAUUUAUUUGGUCAGUUCCAGUAGAAGAAAAUAAUGGCCAAGGUGUUACUGUUCUAAUUUCUACAAUACAUUUUCACAGGCCUGUUUAUGCUUUCAUUUUAGUUCAGUGGUGUUUUGUAAAAUGGAAGGAAUAUUUAAGUGCUGUCUGCAAAGGAAAAUGGAAAUGUAUGCAAAGUACUCUAUGUUCGCAAAGUACGCUGUCACUGAAUAAAACAAUUUGCAGUUCA